Cornus florida is the source of this 4110-nucleotide messenger RNA. Its product is annotated as protein transport protein SEC31 homolog B-like. Gene Ontology annotation, biological process: COPII-coated vesicle cargo loading; intracellular protein transport; endoplasmic reticulum organization. The coding region runs from base 272 to 3640 and encodes 1122 amino acids. Gene Ontology annotation, molecular function: structural molecule activity; protein binding. The transcript is spliced from 22 exons. The record is from RefSeq and is a predicted model, not a curated record. NCBI's taxonomy places the organism in Eukaryota, Viridiplantae, Streptophyta, Magnoliopsida, Cornales, Cornaceae. Gene Ontology annotation, cellular component: COPII vesicle coat; endoplasmic reticulum exit site.
CGCUAACAAAAAUCCUCAUAAACAGAAAAAUGGAAGAACUGAAGAAACACAAGGAGAGAAGAGAUCAGAAGAGACUUGCACACUCUUCGUAACCUUUUUUUUCUUCACGAUCUGCGCUCUCUCAUCACAAACACUUCUCAAUUCACAAUUCAUCACAACCCGAAACCCUAGAAACCCCUCAUUCCUCACUCCACAGAUCUCCAAUUUCUCUCUCUACACACAUUUAUAUCUAUAUCUGUGAUUCUGUAUAUCUGUCUUUUGGGAUUUGACUAUGGCGUGCAUAAAAGGGGUGAACAGAUCGGCGUCGGUGGCGUUUGCGCCGGACGCACAGUAUCUGGCGGCGGGGACGAUGGCCGGGGCGGUGGAUCUGUCGUUCAGUUCGUCAGCAAAUCUUGAAAUAUUUAAGCUCGAUUUCCAGUCUGAUGAUCGGGAGCUUCCACUGGUUGGUGCGUCGCCGAGUUCGGAGCGAUUCAAUCGGUUGUCUUGGGGUAGGAGUCCGUCGGGCUCUGAUGAAUUCUCUCUCGGUCUCAUCGCCGGCGGACUAGUUGACGGCAACAUUGGUCUUUGGAAUCCUCUUCAUCUGAUUAAUCCUGAGGCAACUGAAACUGCUCUUGUUGGACAUCUUUCGAGGCAUAAAGGGCCUGUUCGUGGUCUGGAAUUUAACUCUGUUUCACCAAACCAUCUUGCUUCUGGCGCUGAUGAAGGCGAAAUUUGUAUAUGGGAUGUGGUCAAACCAGCUGAACCUACUCAUUUUCCUCCUCUAAAGAGUAGUGGAUCUGCUACUCAAGGAGAAAUUUCGUUUUUAUCUUGGAACAGCAAGGUUCAACAUAUAUUAGCAUCGACUUCAACUAAUGGGACGACUGUGGUUUGGGACCUAAAGAAGCAAAAGCCAGUGAUAAGUUUUGCAGAUUCAAUUAGAAGGAGGUGCUCUGUUUUGCAGUGGCAUCCUGAUGUUGCCACUCAGCUUAUUGUUGCUUCAGACGAAGACAGUUCCCCUUCUCUGAGGCUCUGGGACAUGCGGAAUGUAAUGUCACCGGUGAGAGAGUUUGUGGGCCACACUAAAGGUGUAAUUGCUAUGUCAUGGUGUCCCAUUGACAGCUCCUAUUUGCUUACCUGUGCCAAAGACAAUCGUACUAUCUGCUGGGACAUACUUUCUGGAGAGAUAGUCACUGAAUUGCCAGCCGGAACCAACUGGAAUUUUGAUGUACACUGGUAUCCAAGGAUACCAGGGGUCAUAUCAGCAUCUUCAUUUGAUGGAAAAAUUGGCAUUUAUAAUAUUGAGGGUUGCAGCCGAUUUGGUACAGGGGAGGGUGAUUUUGGUGCAGCACCUUUGAGGGCCCCAAAAUGGUAUAAACGUAAAGCAGGGGUCUCUUUCGGUUUUGGAGGCAAGCUUGUUUCAUUUUGCUCAGCAGAUAGUCCAUCCGGAGCUUCAGAGGUUUAUGUGCACAACUUAGUUACAGAACACAGUUUGGUGAGUCGCUCUUCUGAAUUUGAAGCAGCAAUACAAAAUGGGGAGAGAUCUUUACUAAGGACUUUAUGUGACAAAAAAUAUGAAGAGUCCGAGUGUGAGGAUGACAAAGAAACAUGGGGCUUCUUGAAGGUUAUGUUUGAAGAUGAUGGAGCAGCAAGGACAAAGCUGCUUAACCACCUUGGUUUCAGUUUACCCACUGAAGAUAAAGAAACUGUACAAAAUGAUCUCUCUCAGGACACAAGUGCUCUUGGUCUCGAAGGAGCGGUAGCAGAUAAUGAAGGAUAUGCACAGGAGAAAGAAACCACCCUCUUCCCUUCUGAUAACGGAGAAGAUUUCUUUAACAAUCUUCCAAGUCCUAAAGCUGAUACACCUGUGUCAACUUCUUCAAAUAAUAUUGAUGUUGAAGGUUCUGUUCCUAGUGGGGAAGAAAUGCAAAAAGAAAUGGGUGGACAAGAGGAGAGUGCUGAUCCAUCAUUUGAUGAGGCCGUUCAACGAGCUUUGGUUGUUGGGGAUUACAAAGGGGCCGUUGCACAGUGCAUAUCUGCAAAUAAAAUAGCUGAUGCUUUAGUUAUUGCCCAUGUUGGUGGUGCUUCCUUGUGGGAGAGUGCGCGUGAUCAGUACCUUAAGAUGAGCCGUUCUCCUUAUCUUAAGGUUGUUUCUGCAAUGGUGAACAAUGACCUCAUGAGCCUAGUAAACACCAGGCCUCUGAAGUCCUGGAAAGAAACACUUGCUCUUCUUUGCACUUUUGCACAAAGAGAGGAAUGGACUUUGCUCUGUGACACACUUGCUUCUAGACUCAUGGGUGUUGGUAAUACACUAGCUGCAACUUUAUGUUAUAUAUGUUCUGGAAAUAUUGACAAAACAGUGGAAAUUUGGUCUCGAAGUCUGGCAACUGAGCAUGAGGGGAAAUCAUAUGUUGAUAUUCUUCAGGAUUUAAUGGAAAAGACUAUUGUCCUUGCUUUGGCAACUGGACAGAAGCAAUUUAGUGCUUCUUUGUGCAAGCUUGUUGAGAAAUAUGCUGAAAUAUUAGCAAGUCAAGGACUUUUAACAACAGCUAUGGAAUAUUUGAAGCUUUUGGGUACUGAGGAACUGUCUCCUGAACUUACGAUCUUACGGGAUCGUAUUGCUCUUUCUGCAGUGCCUGAAAAAGAAGAGCCCAAGUCUAUGACUUUUGAAAACCCUCAAUUGCAAACAGGACCUGUAUAUAGUGCUGAUCAAUCCGGUUUUGGUGUGGUUGAGACCUCUCAACAGUAUUAUCAGGAAACAGUGCCAUCGCAACUGCAACCAAGCAUUCCUGGAAGUACUUAUGGUGAAAAUUACCAACAAUCAUUUGGUUCUUCUUAUGGCCGAGGAUAUGGUGGUGCUCCUGCACCAUAUCAGCCUGCACCACAGCCUCAUAUGUUUCUUCCAUCCCAAGCACCUCAGGUUCCACAGCCAAAUUUUGCUACACCUGUUACUACACAGCCUGCAGCAAAACCCUUCAUUCCUGCAACUCCUCCUACGUUGAAAAAUGUGGAGCAAUAUCAGCAGCCCACAUUGGGUUCUCAGUUAUAUCCUGGGACUUCUAACCCUGGUUAUCAAGCUGGACCUCCUGCAACUGGUCCACUUGGCCCAAUCACCUCUCAACCUGGUCCAGUUCCUGGGCAUAAGAUGCCUCAAGCUAUGGCUCCAACCCCAGGGCCUAGGGGAUUUAUGCCAAUUACUAAUUCAGGAAUUCAAAGACCUGGAAUGGGUCCAGUGCAACCGCCAAGUCCUACUCAGUCAGCACCAGUGCAACCAGCCAUAACUCCUGCAGCUCCACCGCCUACAGUACAAACAGUCGAUACUUCAAAUGUACCGGCGCAGCAAAGACCUGUUAUUACAACUUUGAUGAGACUUUUUAAUGAGACAUCAGAGGCAGUGGGUGGUUUGCGUGCAAAUCCUGCCAAGAAGCGGGAAAUAGAGGACAAUUCUAGGAAAAUAGGUGCCUUGUUUGCUAAAUUGAAUAGUGGGGACAUCUCUAAGAAUGCUGCUGAAAAGCUUGUACAGCUUUGCCAGGCUUUGGACAAUGGUGAUUUCAGUACUGCUCUCCAAAUCCAGGUCCUCCUUACCACUAGUGACUGGGACGAGUGCAAUUUCUGGCUAGCGACUCUCAAACGAAUGAUCAAGACUAGGCAGAAUGUGAGAUAAAUUAGACCCCAGCAUCUCAAACGCGGUUUUCAAUUCUUAGGUGUCCGGCCUUAUUUCAGGGCGCUGAUCCCUUUUUCAAUGUACACAAGAGCUGACAUCUAUAGAUUGGAUGGCAGGCUUUUGAUUAAUUGUUCCUUCCCUCUUCUCCAGCAUCAUCUAUUUUGGCUUUAUUUUCAUGUGUUUUUUUCUUUUUCUUUUUUUAGAAAGCAAUUAGAGAAUAUAUAUAUAGUUCUCAGCACGUCAGUGGACUUCAGCUGAUUGCAUUUCAUUUAUAUUUUAGGUUUGGAAAAUAGAGUUUGGUUUUAAAUUGAUUUUGUACUUCAUCCAUAAUUUUGUUUACGGUCCAGUCUAUGAGCUGUUUUGAGCGAUAGCUUCUGAAAGUUUGCCCCCAGAUUUGGUGUUUGCAAGGCCAUAAAUUUGUACUUUAUAUCAAUGGUGAAAAUUCAGUUAGAUGAAUUUUAGUUUUUCUG